AGGAAAGUAUUGGUGUAGGGACGUAGGAGACGGGGUGGGGAGCGGUACUUUAAGUCAUCAGUAACAUUCAGAUCCUGCCAGUAUGUUGAUCCCUCUCCCCCCACUUUUCCUGUCUCUCUCUGGCCCGCCGUCUCCGUGUGCUGUUCGUUGUACAUCAGUGUGACUCGUUCACAAGGAUGAUGAGAGCGCAUGCUGAAUGAGGGAGCUUGUCCACCUGGCUGCCUACAUGUCUGUGUCUGGGAGGAGGAUAGCUUGAAUGGGUCCAGUGCCACCCUCCCUCCUCUCCUCAUCUUCUCCCUCCGUCUCUCUGCUUCAGUGGCUGACUAAGCUUCUCUCGUCUGUCUCCAGCUCUCCAUUUGGCCUCCAUGAGUUUAAUUGAGAACAAGUCAUCCCUCCCAGGAAGAUGGGAAAUGCUUCAAACACAUCCUCGAUGUUUGCCUCCACCAUCUCCAAAGAGCACGACAUCAUGAUGGGUUCCCUGUACAGCGUCUUCUGUAUACUGUCCUUCGUGGGUAACUGCCUCCUGCUGCUGGUUGCCUACCACAAGAGAUCCAGUCUGAAACCAGCAGAGUUCUUCAUCAUCAACCUCUCCAUCAGUGACCUUGGGAUGACCCUCACUUUGUUUCCAUUAGCAAUUCCAUCAGCUUUAUCACAUAGGUGGCUGUUUGGAGACAUCACCUGCCAGCUCUAUGCCAUGUGUGGAGUUUUAUUUGGCCUGUGCAGCUUGACAAACAUCACGGCCCUCUCCUUUGUGUGCUGCCUUAAAGUCUGUUUCCCUAACUGUGGGAACAAGUUUUCCUCCUCACAUGCCCGCCUCCUGGUGGCUGGAGUCUGGUGCUACGCUUCUGUGUUUGCCUUGGGACCUUUGGCUCAGUGGGGGCACUACAGCGCUGAACCCUACGGCACAGCCUGCUGCAUUGACUGGCAUGCACCCAAUCACCAGCUUUCAGCUUUGUCUUACAUUGUCUGCCUUUUUGUCUUCUGCUACGCGCUGCCCUGCACCAUCAUCUUCUUCUCCUAUGUGUUCAUUCUGCUGACGGUGCGGGGGUCACGUCAGGCCGUUCAGCAGCAUGUGUCACCACAGACCAAGACCACCAACGCACACGCUCUCAUUGCGAAGAUGUCAAUCGCAGUGUGUAUAGGUUUCCUUGGUGCCUGGACCCCUUAUGCUGCCGUGGCCAUUUGGGCUGCUUUAGGAGAUGCUACACGGGUCCCUCCUGCUGCAUUUGCCCUUGCCGCCAUCUUUGCCAAGUCUUCUACACUCUACAACCCAAUGGUUUUUCUGCUGUGCAAACCCAACUUUCGUGAGUGUUUAUACAAGGACACAACUAUGUUGCGACAGAGGAUUUACAGAGGUAGUCCUCAGCUGCAAGAGCAUUUUGGCCUCAACUCACAACGCAAUAAGGACACUGAUGCCUCCACGAGAUUCUCAAAUGGUCAGCAGGAGAACUACGGAGCAUUUCUGAACUGCGCCGAGAACACGGCUCUGUGUCAAGUUCCUGAACCCCAAAAGACAGCGUGCAUCCUGACAGGAUCCACAAGCACAGAGGUGACAGUUAGCCCACUCUCAGCCAAUCCACAACUGAAUUUCCUCUAACGGAGCAUUCUGUAAAACAAAACAGGACACAAAGUGAAAGAGACAGAGAAAGUGUGAUUCACUCAGACACCAUGGCAACACCACAUGGCUGCACCAACCAUCUGGAAUCUUUUCUGAGAAUCUAAAAUGACCCUUUCACUGUAAAAAAUCUGUGAUUCAAGACAAUCUGCAAUGCUUUGCCUUCACCUGAGAACAUUUACAACAUUAAUUUCUGCAUGAGCUUUUUUUAAUUCAAUUAGCCUCUAAAAUAGAAGAGGAAGAAGUCCAAACACCUUGGCUGUGUCAGAGUUAGUCUGAACAACGACGUUAAACAUUUCACUGGUGAAAGAAAAGGAAAUUAUGGAAAAGUAAACAGAAUUUCUGUGAAGGUUUGCAAAGACAUGAUCCUUAUCACAUACCCAAAGCACUUGUGUCACUGCAGUAACUGUGUAACACUUUGCCCUGCAGGACUCAGCGGUGCCUGUAGGAAUGCUUCCUGAUCACCACUGGGACUUGUUAUAACAGAGACACAAUCUCAGUCUGGCGGCUGGCGUGAAACUGAUCCAAAAUACUAUAUAUAAUAAUCACUUCAGCGUCAGCUAUAUGGGAUGAGCAUUUGAUGAUAAAUAGAAAGAAUUAAUGAAGAACUUGCUAUACUAAGAGACUCAGCUGGACGAUGUAAAGAGGAUCCAUUUGGUUUCGAUUAGCUUGUGUGGGGUAUGUAUUUCUUUCUUUGAAGGUGUAGUUCACUGAAAAACCAUUUUUAAUGAUUGUUUCUGAUUAUAAUCAGUCACUGUUUUUUUCAUGCAGGCAGAACAUGAAAAUAGUCUUACACACCUAUCUCCUGCAUUACCUUCUGAUGGAAAAUAGUUGGUGAAACUCUAGGAUUUGAGAAUCCUGGCAGAUCUACGUCACGCUGUCACGCAUGGGCUCGCACAUCUUUACUCGUGAUGGGGAAGGCUGUUGUUGGUUUAGCACCCAGAAAACAGCAAAGUGAAUGCUAACUGUUAGCAUUAGCAACUCCACCACAGAAAAACUCCCCCAGGCUUGUGUUAUUUGUGAAGAUAAAACAUCCACAUAGCAAGUCAGAGGUAGAGUCAUGUUGCUGAUAUCCAAUCUAAGGAAAGAUGUCAAAAUAUCAGGAAAUAAAAGUCUAAAACCUGACGUGAAGCUGCUUUCUCCCCUGGCUGACUUGUACUUCCUGAUUCGGGUGCAACUGAGAUUUUAUUCCUCCAAGUACGAGUUGCAAGGCAUUCAUUUCUACUGCAAAUGUAUUGACUAAAUGAGUUUCCCACAUCUUUAAUGACUGCUCUGUUCAAACUGCCUUAAUUUAUUAGUCAUUAAUUUUUACGAAAAGCAUGCACUCAGUAAAACAAACAACACCCAAUCCAGAACCUAGAACCAAAAGAUGCUCUACUGUAUGUUUACAUAUUAAAAUAUAUACAAAAUAAAAACAAAAACAUAUACAUUAAAGGAUUAGCAUGAUAAUCCAUAAAGCUAAAGCAGGAUUUCUCAAAUAAAAAAAUAUUUAACUCAGUGAAGUGCUAAAUGUUUUUAACUGAAGCUACUGACUCAGAUCUCACGGGAACAUUAUUCUGUAGCUACUUUUGAUUUCUUUUCAUCCAAUCUUCCUGCUAGCUAAAACUCCUUGAUGAUUUUCAGUUGCAGCAACAACCCUAUGUGGUUCUGAAUGUGAAUCAGUAAAUGAGUUUUCUACUAAACUCAUGAAUGUUGUCGAAUAAUCCUGCUCCCGUUAAUGUGCUGUGUGGCUUCAUGUGCAUGUGAAUAACUUCGACAUAUACCUAUAGGUGAAUAAGAACACUUAACAUGACCAAAACUAAAUUCCCAGGAGUCUUGUUCAAUAAAGUCAUGAAAAUAUUCAAUUGUUGGUUUUUUCUUUAAACAUUUUAAUCUGAAGUCUCGCCAAGUCACGACCUCACCAGAAGCAGUGACGUUUACAGAAACCAUGUUCGUCUC
Molecule: messenger RNA, 3553 nt
Organism: Nothobranchius furzeri (turquoise killifish)
Lineage: Eukaryota; Metazoa; Chordata; Actinopteri; Cyprinodontiformes; Nothobranchiidae
Gene: opn7d
Product: opsin 7, group member d
Biological process (GO): cellular response to light stimulus; phototransduction; visual perception
Cellular component (GO): plasma membrane
Molecular function (GO): G protein-coupled photoreceptor activity
Source: RefSeq, a predicted model, not a curated record